Molecule: messenger RNA, 4338 nt
Organism: Brenthis ino (lesser marbled fritillary)
Lineage: Eukaryota; Metazoa; Arthropoda; Insecta; Lepidoptera; Nymphalidae
Source: the annotation of a GenBank genome assembly
AUGGAACUUUUGGAAUCUACUGUAUGGAGAUUAAAUAUUUCCACUCAUAACAUCACUACACAAACCAUUCAGGAUGUACUAUCAACAAUAAAAAGGAGCAAUACUAUCCUUGAUAAAAAUGAAGAAUUAUGUAAGACAACUUUGGAUAAAAUUUGGUUACAUCUAACAACACAACUAGUAGAAUUUGAUGACCAAUUAUUGAUGUCCAUUUGUUUUUAUUCUGUUUUGAGCCAUUCCAAAAAUCAGGAGUUUUAUUUAAGGAAAAUUAUAGAAACAUUAGACUAUGAUAUUGUAUUAAAACAAAGAAACAUUGAAAACGGACAAAAACUUCACUUGUCUAUAUCAUUGUGCUAUGGAAUGUUUCAAUCUUCUUAUCUUUUACAAAAGCCACAUAAAUACUUUAAUACAUUACACAAAGUUUUAGAAUUAGUAUUUUCACUACUAUCUACCAUGGCAUAUGAGUACUCACAAUAUACAUACAUAAAUUUUAAAAUUAUGUCAUCAUUUAAAAAAGUGAUAGGAACAAAAUUUCAAAAUAGUUUGUUCAAUAGGAAAUACCAAAUAAAAAUUCUAAACUUAAUCAAUCAUAACUGGGAGAAUCCAAUUACUGGAGUCAGAGGUUUGAACAGACUGAUAUUUCAAACAUUACUCCUGGUGUUGGACAGUGAUAUAUAUGAAACAGUUUUUGAAGAAAUAAAUUGUUUUUAUUGGAACAAGGCAAAAUUUUUAAUGCUUGCUGAAAUAAUAGAGGAAUUUAAAGGAAAUAUUGAAGAAAUGGUGUUGAAAAAUAACUGGAUUGAAGGCCUCAUUUAUAGUUUAAAUAAACCUGGUUUGGUAUCUGCUGGAACUGAUAUGUAUAAUUCUAUUUUAAAGAAAAUUUCUUUAGAAAGUAUUUGGAUCACAUUAUUUUUAUCCAAAGUAAUUCAAAUACUUGAUGGGUCGUCAUUUAAGGCAAUUGAAAAUUUUACUAACUAUUGGUGCUUAAAUACUUUAAAGAAGUUUCCUUCUUUAAUGCAUGUUUUUAUUAACAAGCUAAAGGAAACUGAUAAUUCACAGAACAAACAAUUAAGCACUUUAUGUAUAAUGAAACAAGGUACCAAGUUAGGAUUAAUUGAAAGAACUUGGAAUAUACUAGAAAUUGAUGAUACACUCAUAUUAAGAAGUCUGCAAAACUGCAACACAUCCAUAAGGAUGUUAGCAUUUGAAAUAUUUUGUAUAUCUCAGGGAAAGUAUUUACUAACUGAUUUGGAAUAUGAGCAAAUUUUAAGUUUUUUGUAUAACAAUGUUAACUCUGACUGUACAGUUUUAAGAAUAAGUAUGAUAAAUAGUUUAACUUCCUUUUUAAAUAAGUUACAUGCUUGUUAUUUAAACACUAUCCAAGCCAACAACAUUCAAGAUAUACGUAACUUACAAAUUUUCUGCCAGAAAUUACAGGAAUUUGUUCUUGAGUCUCUAGAGUUUAAUGGUAACUACCAAAGAAAGAUAACAACAAUUAAAAUAAUUCAUGUUAUUUUAAAAUGUUUUAAUGAAAAUUCCAAAAAGAAACAGGUGCAAGAAAAAAAUAAAUCACUGUUGCAAUGUUUAAAGGAAAAUGGAUAUUGGAUAUUAAAUGCAAAAAAUACUGUAUUUAAACUUAUUAGUUUGCUUAAAGAUCCAGCAAAUGAUGUGCAUCAAGGUGUAUUUCACUUUUUAACAGAAUAUUAUUCUGAAGAACUAAGUGAUAAAAUGAUGAUUAAUCAUUUAAUUCAAGAAGGUUUAAAAUGUAUUGGAAGUAAAUUCUUCUAUGAAGUUAGCUGUGGUCAUAAUAUAUUUCAGCUUAUCAUAAAUAUAUUAAUGAAUAAUAAUAUUGACUGUCAAUUUAAAAAGAUUGAAGAUAUUUUUGAAUUAGCCUACAAAGAAAUAACUCUGGAAUACAAUUCAAAAAGAAACAUUGUACAGUCUAUUGAAGAUGGAAAGCAGUUACAUUCCUUUUUAAGUUUAUUGUGUAUGGUUUUUACAACUUCCAUUAGAAAGUCAUAUGAGUUAAAAGUUAGAAAAGAAAAAAUAACAAUAUUACUCAGUAUUGUUGAGAAUAUAUCCAAUCAAUUUGUUAUUGAUAAUGCAACACAUACAAGCUCAGAUUUCUCAAAAAUAAAUGUUAUGGUAGAAUCUUUGAUAGAAAGUUCUGGGUGUGCACAUAGCACAGAAGAUGAGACAAAAAUUUCAGGACUACAUCAAAUUGUUUUAAACUCUUUGUGGUUGAAUGUUAAGGCAUCUUGUGAGUUAGCAUCAAUAUUAAUUCAAAAUUAUAAAAAUGAUCCUGAUAUAUGUAAGAAGUGCUUGAAUAUUAUAACUCAUGUUCUGGAAACAUCUAGACACAAAGGCGCAAUAGAAGCUGCAGGAUGCACACUAGGUCAAGGAAUUCAUUUUUUAACUUCAUUAGCAGAUGAAUUGGAUGUUUCCAAACUACCUUUUUCAUUGCUAGAAGAGAAAUUAAAUGAUUUGUUUUUUGAAACAAGCAAAAUGUCCUCUGUAACAAGAAGAGGUGCAGGCCUUUCAAUAAUGGUUCAUAGAAUUGUUAGUAAUGACAUUAAGAAAGGAAAACCACUAUUCCAUUAUUUUAUGAAAACCUUAUUAAAUAAAUGUAAUAAAUUAGAAGAUUGUCCGAAGACAGAUAGAAAUGUUGAUACUGAUGUUGAAAAGGAUCUACCUAAAGCCAUUUACAUACAUUUCUUAACAAGAAUUGUAACUGAUAGCAGUUUAGCUUCAGAGUGUAUGUACUACUCAGCAGAGUUAGCAGCACUUGCAUUUGAUAAUUUGACCAAUUCUCACUGGCAAAUAAGGAAUGCAGCCCUUCAGUUAUACGGAGCAUUAAUACCAAAACUGAUUGGUCAGAAAAAAGCUUCUGGGACAGAUGACGAGACAUUAGCUACAGUAGCUUGUGAUGAAUUUAGAACUCAUUCACCAAAACUAUGGGAAUAUAUUAUAGAACAAAUUCAUAAACCAAAUGGAACUGACAUAAUCCAGGCUCACUCUAAUUUAGUACCUAUAUUAAAUGUAUUGUCAAGUGUUGCUAGACGAUAUAAUUUUAAAUAUGAUAUAUUAGAACAAGAGACCUAUGAAUUGAGUUUAUUACCAAAUUUAUUUAAUUUACUGGGAAGCCCCAUUUACACUGUGCGAAGAAUAACUUCACAGUGCAUUAUAAACAUGUAUUCUUUUGAUAGUGUGUAUACAUUAAUAAUGAGCAAUGAAAACUUUUCUGAACAUUGUAUUCAUGGGGUCCUAUUGCUAAUUUUAAAUUGCUACAAGAUAUAUUACAAAACAUGUGAAAAACAAAUACACAACUUAAUUGAAAAGUACAGUAAUAUAGUAAAUUGUGGGAAACAUUGUUAUAUUUGCAAAUGGAAUUUAGAGAAAUUGCCAACAAAGGAAGAAAUACCCACAGUAACAGUUGAAACAAUCAAAACCAUUUUAAAUGAAGAGAAAAUCAAUAGAUAUGAGCCAGGAGUGUCUUUGUGGACAAAUAUAAAAAUUCGAAAAUAUUUAAACAAUAUUAAUUGGGAAAUUAUUCCUGAUGUAUUAAGUGUGCUCAGUGAAUUUGAAGAUUUUGAGAAAUAUUGUGAAUUAUUAAUUGAAAAAAUACAAGACAGUGAACUACCUAAAAAAAUAUUAGCUACAAUAGCUAAUACAUUAUUAUCAGGACUUUUUACAAAAAGCUCUGUGGCAUGCAAAUUGCUUUAUAUUGUCUCACAGAAAGCACAAUUUAAUUUUAUACAUAAUCAGAGCGAUAUUAUAAAAAUGUUGGAUAAUCCAUCAUACAAGAUGCGUUAUAUAGUUCCAUUUGCUUCAAGAUCCUUUGUAAUACAAGGAGAAGAUGAAAGUUUAGUAAAAGUAUCAGAAUGUAUAUACUCAUUAUGUAAUCCUGAAUAUAACGAUGUUGAUAUGAGAUAUAUAGCUACAUUGUCUAAUAAUGAACUCACUAAUAAUUUUGACAAUCAUUCAGAUUACGUCAAAAUUAAUGCUGUUAAAACUUCUGUCAUACUUUUGCAAGAUGAAGACGAAGAUAUCAGAAAUUUAUGUGUAGCGUUUUAUAAAAACAUAGUUAAAGAUAAUAUAUACAAAAAUCCCUUUAUUUGUUUGAGUAAUAUAUUAAAAAAAGAGUUUUUAUGUUCAAUUUUAUCAGAUCCAAUUUCUGGUAUAGAAAAGAUUUGUACAGAUUUGGGCAAUUUUAUUGAUUUAAUAAGCACAAGCAAAAGUGAUAAUAACAACCCUUUUGCUAAUGAUGCUAAAAAUAUAUAUCUUGAAAUAAAUGUACUGAGACGAUCCCUGGAAGAUUUAAGCAAGUCCCUUCUUAAUAAA